AUGGCAGCACAGGUAAAUGUUGGUACUCGCCACCUCCCACAACCAUAUAAAAAUUACAACUACAGUUGUGCGAUGUUUUUAAGUGAGUGGUACUGCAAGAAGUCCAUUCUGGCUCUUGUGGAUGGACAGUCAUGGGACAUGUAUAAGCCUUUGACCAAAUCUUGUGAAAUUCAGUUUCUUACUUUCAAAGAUCGUGAUCCAGGAGAAGUUAAUAAGGCUUAUUGGCAGUCUUGUGCCAUGAUGAUGGGCUGUGUGAUAGAGAGGGCAUUCAAAGACGAAUACUUGGUCAGUUUGGUCAGAGCUCCAGAAGUGCCUGUGAUUGCUGGAGCCUUCUGCUAUGAUGUAGUUUUGGAUAAGAGGCUUGAUGAGUGGAUGCCAACAAAAGAGAACCUACGUUCUUUCACAAAAGAUGCUAAUACUUUAAUUUAUAAAGACCUCCCAUUUGAAACUCUGGAAGUUGAUGCAAAAGUGGCAUUAGAAAUAUUUCAAUACAACAGGUGUAAAGUAGAUCUCAUAGAAGAGAAAGCAUCUCAGAAUCCUGAGAGAAUAGUUAAGCUGCACAGAUUUGGUGACUUCAUUGAUGUGACUGAAGGCCCUCUUAUUCCAAGAACAAGUAUUUGUUCCCAGUUUGAAGUGUCAGCGGUUCACAAUCUUCAGGCCACCAGGUCAAGUCUUAUACGAAGAUUCCAGGGUCUCUCUUUACCUGUUCACUUAAGAGUAACUGAAGAUCAAACUAAACCUGCAGAUGAAAGUGCAUCUACCUAGUAGCUUCCUAAAAUUUAAACAUGUAUAGUAAAUUAAAAUAAAAGUUUUUUUAUGUAA
Messenger RNA from Myotis lucifugus (little brown bat), 822 nucleotides. RefSeq names its product 39S ribosomal protein L39, mitochondrial-like. The record is from RefSeq and is a predicted model, not a curated record. Bases 1 to 765 code for a protein of 254 amino acids. The transcript has 2 exons. NCBI's taxonomy places the organism in Eukaryota, Metazoa, Chordata, Mammalia, Chiroptera, Vespertilionidae. Gene Ontology annotation, molecular function: RNA binding; nucleotide binding. Gene Ontology annotation, cellular component: mitochondrion.